UGGAGAACACAAGCUCACAUCCAGCAACAAGGAGGGAAAAUGGACCCCGAGAACAGACUGAACGGAGAGGACAUCGCUCUGUAUAAAGCCGGUGACAUAGAGGCACCGACUGCCCCCUCUGGAAAGGUGCGUCGGCCCAUUAACAUGAAUCACUAUGCCACGAAGAAGAGUGCGGCUCAAAGCAUGCUGGACAUCGCCCUGCUGAUGGCCAACUCGUCCCAGCUGAAGACCGUUCUCUACGUGGGGCCUGACUACCGUUUCUACAUCCCCCUCAUCGUCCUGCUGUCCCUGUCCAUCAUGCUGCAGGUUGUAGUGGGGCUGCUGCUCGUCUUCAUUGUGAAGUACGAUCUGAACGACGUGAGGAAGCACGCCAAGCUGAACUGGAUGAACAAUGUGGCCACCGUGUUCGUCUUCUUCACCGUCCUCAUCAACAUCUUCAUCACCGCGCUGGGGUUUGAGGGCUAUGCUGUCAGGUCAUUGGUGUCACCGGCAGCUGUGGUAUCACAGCCUCAUCUUUCCAUUCUGCCCAACGACCUCAACAUGACCGGUGGCCUUUAGACCAGGUUCCCCUGUCGUCUCAAAGCCUUCACACCUGAAGGUCCUUUUGUAACUUCUGUACCAGCUCCCUGUUCCAAUGACGACUUUGGGCAAAGAUUGUCCAGCUGGAACAAGCUUUUCAUUCCUCAUUGGAUUUAAUGGGUCCAUUCAUGGUGAGAGGCUUUUGUCGAUCCAGGUUGGGGCUCAAGACUCGUCAAGCAAAACCUCAGUGACCUUCGACCACAACCUCCAUUCAGGAUCACAGCUGGUAUUCAACCACUGCCUCAUCUUCUCUCAAGUCCAUAGUGAGUUUUCUCCUCCAAACUGUUGCCAGCUCCUAUCUUGUAAAUAUUAUUCAGCUGUUGGAUUGGUGGAAAAGAGCGCUGCAGGAAUGAGUUCUAAAACCUGGGGAUGAGUCCUGGUUCCCUCCGUUUUUGGUUAGAUCUCUGAAAUAAGGUCUGUGGAUGUUAAGAGGUUUUAAUGUUUUUUUUAUAAAUGUUGUACCUAAAUAAAGGAACUCAUGACUUCA
This is a messenger RNA of Cyclopterus lumpus (lumpfish), 1066 nucleotides long. RefSeq lists its product as uncharacterized. The transcript is spliced from 4 exons. The record is from RefSeq and is a predicted model, not a curated record. Gene Ontology annotation, biological process: tissue regeneration; cell adhesion. Gene Ontology annotation, cellular component: membrane. Lineage: Eukaryota; Metazoa; Chordata; Actinopteri; Perciformes; Cyclopteridae. Bases 40 to 558 code for a protein of 172 amino acids.